GAGACGGGGGCAGACAUGAACAAACACAGAGAUCGACAGAGACAGAUCUUGACAGUACUCAUCAAUCUCAGAGGUAGACAGUUGAUAAAGAGAAAAAAGCUGUGACAUCUCACUGAAGGGACACCAACAGGAUAGAAGAAGCCCUGUGAAUACUAUACACAGACAUUUCUGGGAUAUGAUGUUUCUCCUCAAGCGAUGGUGUUAUAUUAUCAAGAAUUCUGGAUGGAAGGGACUGCUGUUACUGACUGUGGUUAUACUUGUAUUGAUCAUCAUAGAUUUUUUGUCAGAGUGUCAAGACAACCAUUGCCUAGUAAAUGUUUUCCCACAGCACAUUCGAGGCAACAUUUUCCCAGAACAUUUGGAUGGUAACCAUACUCCCUUCACCACAGAUACUUUGUCACAAUCUCCAGAUAUUAUUUGUAGUGGAACCAGCCUCAGGACAUUUGCACCAGCCAACAACUCCCUAAUAAGUAAAGCAGAAUGGGAAUCUCUGGUCACAGAUCUACAAUGGCCAUUUCCCCCUGUUGACUUCCUAUCACCACAGGAGGCAACAAACUCGACUAAAUGCUCAUUCUCUGUUGUCAACUCCAGUUUAAGCCACACAGUCGGAGGGUUUGUAGAUGUGAUUCUGACCGCUAGAGAUUCCAAAAACAGGCCCAAAACCUAUGGAGGGGACUUUUUUCAGGCCAAGUUGUAUAACACAGAACUUAAGGCCAGUACUUAUGGAGCCGUGACGGACCACUUCAAUGGCACCUACACUGUCCGCCUGGCCCUUCUCUGGCCUGGACCGGCAAAGGUGUCCAUCCGUUUAGUGCACUCCAGCGAGGCUGUACAGGUACUGUGCCGACAUAGGGAGCAGGAACCAGACAAAGUCUACUUCCUGGGACACUUUGAGGAGGGUGUCAAGCAGGAAACAGCUAUUUGCAAUGCCCAGAGAAGUUCCAGGCUGCUGGGGGACGGCGCUCAGUGCUGCUGUGAAUACAAAGAGCUGGUCACUGGAGAGGAAUGGUUCUGUCAGCAACCAUCGUCCCUGCCCUGCCAUGCUUUGACCUACCACAGCAUGGGUGGUUACCAGGCUGCACUCUCCCAGUUGGAGAAAACUCUUCUGCAGAGCAAAGACAUUGUUCUGCAAGGUGAUGAAUCAGUUAUCUAUGUCAAACCAGGCAACGAAACACGAUCACAAACAAAAUGCCGUCCUGGUUUGCACACCUCAGUCCCGUCUGGAUUCUACCUCCAGGAUCACUGGACAUCCCUGGUGUGUGAUUCAAAGACGUUUCCAUCGGCCCAGCUGGUGUCAGGAUGCCUGAAGAACAAACAGAUCCUCAUGAUGGGUGACUCCACCCUCCGUCAGUGGUUCGAGUAUCUGGAGAAAACUGUGCCAACACUGAAACGGCUGAACCUCUACACCUCAAGCCAAUCGGGCCCUUUUGAGGCGGUUGACCUCCAAUCCAACACUCGUAUCAUCUGGCGGGCCCAUGGGAUACCAAUUCGGACGAGCAAGACCCCCAAGGCUGACCUCCACUACAUUGCCAGGGAGGUGGAGGAUCUGGCAGGAGGGCCACACUCUGUGGUGGUCUUCACCAUCUGGGCUCAUUUCACCACGUACCCCUUGGCCAGCUACGCUCACCGCCUAGCCAUCAUCCGUCGGGCUGUGUCCUCGCUGCUGCAACGCUCUCCCUCCACCCUGGUUAUCAUCAAGUCCGCCAACACAGGCUACAAGGACGUGUACGGCAGCGACUGGCUCUCCUGGCAGCUUGACCUGACCCUCAGGACGAUGUUCAGGGACCUGCCCGUGGUCCUCAUUGACGUUUGGCAGAUGACCUCCUGCCACUAUUCCCCAGAUAAUAUUCACCCGCCACCUGUGGUGAUCCAAAAUGAAGUUGACCUCUUCCUAUCUUUUGUCUGCCCAGAAUGAAAACUCUCAGUGAAAAGAUAAAUGUUUAAAAGUUACUGUGUGUGCAGAUUCAACAGUCAGCAGAUUCAACAAGAAAACAGUCAAUGUGAAAUUUUUAAUAUUUAAGCAUAAUUAUGAAAACAACAAUUUAAGAUUAGGUCUUUGGAUGGAACUCAGCAUGACCAAUGACGCUCCAUUCCUCCCAUGCAUUCCUCCCAGUCAUUGUGAGGAAUAUGCAGGAGAACAACAUAAAUCUGCUACAUUUGUUCUUCACCAAGUAGUGGGGUGUGAACAGUUUAGAUUGAAAGAGCAAUCAAACAAUCAAUAAAAUGUAUUUAUAAAGCCCUUUUUACAUCAGUAGUUGUCACAAAGUGCUUUUACAAAACAC
Molecule: messenger RNA, 2282 nt
Organism: Esox lucius (northern pike)
Lineage: Eukaryota; Metazoa; Chordata; Actinopteri; Esociformes; Esocidae
Product: NXPE family member 3
Exons: 7
Coding region: 176-1915 (579 amino acids)
Source: RefSeq, a predicted model, not a curated record